Clunio marinus is the source of this 462-nucleotide messenger RNA. The record is from the annotation of a GenBank genome assembly. NCBI's taxonomy places the organism in Eukaryota, Metazoa, Arthropoda, Insecta, Diptera, Chironomidae.
AUGAAUUUCUCAAGAAAGCUCGUUCUAAAAAACCCUAGAAAUGGAGCUAAUAAAUUAUCUCAGCUCUUCUUUCUAUGGACUAUUCCAACAAUGUUUCGAGGAUGUUUCCAUAGUUUGAAUGAAGAAAAUUUAUGGGAAUGCUUAAAGAAAGAUCGCUCACAAGAAUUAGGCGAUAAACUGGAAAUGCAAUGGCAGCAUGAACUGACGGAAUCUCGCAACAAAAAAAAAGAACCGCGAUUAAGAAAUGCAAUUUUAAGAACUUUCUGGAAGAACUGCAUCGCUGAUGGAUUUCUUGUUUUAUUUUUUACUAUCUUGAAAUCUAUUUUGCCAGUGUUCUUAGCACAGUUGCUUGUUCAGUUUCAAUCAUCAUCAAAUAGUGACAGCAGAAUAAAAUCAUUUGAUUUUAAAGCAAAUCAAUCAGCAGUAGUUGAUGAAAAUUUCAUUUUAAACUUUCUUUGGUGA